ACGGCGUCUAAACUGGGGUACUUCUAGUCUUCUACCCAGACUCCAGUGCAUCAUCGCCUGGGCUGUAUUUUCCUUCGAAAUUACGACCACAAAUUCGCCGUGCCCUAAUUUCUCGCAUGUCGGAGCCCUCUUCCCGCUGAUCGACUGCCAAACAGAGAAAUUCCUGACCAAAUCCAAUCAAAGAACAAAUAAAAACCUGGCUGCGGAUAUUUGGAAACGCAUAUUCCCACCCCUUCGAGCCAGACGAGCCGUCCCAGUCAUCUCCCAAAUCGGGAUAGGCCGGCGUUCCACUCCCGGAAUGGACAUAAACCUGUUCAAGUUCUGCUCGGGCCUCAAAGUCCUGGGCUACUUCAUGAUCCUCCUAGUCGUCUCAAUUGUUGCCGUCUCGUACUACGCCGUUGUGGUGCUCACCUGGGGCCCACAGUUGCUUCGUGGCGGGAUCCACUCGUUCCUGGCCUUCUCUAUACUCUUUCUCUUCCACGUUCUGCUUAUCCUGUUAACAUGGAGUUACUUCAUGGUAGUGUUUAAGAACCCUGGUUCUGUGCCUGAAAAUUGGAGAGCUGUAACAGAGGAGGAUAAUAUGGAGGCUGGUAGCUCUAUGGCAUCGUCUCAUCAUGUUGCACCCGAGGCUUUAGCUUCUUCAGAUGGACUGGAAAGAAAACCGGUGGGCUAUUGUAGUCAAUGCCAAAAUGGCAAGCCACCACGUUGCCAUCAUUGCUCAAUUUGCCAAAGAUGUGUUCUGAAGAUGGAUCACCAUUGUGUUUGGGUAGUGAAUUGUGUUGGAGCGUGCAACUAUAAGUUUUUUCUUCUUUUCUUGCUUUAUACAUUCCUUGAGACGACAAUGGAUACCCUAGUUUUGCUGCCUAGUUUUAUCCAAUUCUUUAGUGAAGCCAAGAAUCAUUCUACCUCUCCUGGCAAUCUGGCAAUCUUGUUUUUGGCAUUUGUUCUAAAUUUAGCCUUUGCGCUGAGUCUUCUUUGUUUCGUAGUUAUGCAUGCAUCUCUUGUUUCAAGCAAUACCACGUCAGUAGAGGUUUAUGAGAAGAAAAAAUCAGUCCGGUGGAGGUAUGAUGUGGGCAGGAAGAAUAAUUUUGAGCAGGUUUUUGGCACAAAAAAGGCACUAUGGUUGUUACCAGUGUUUUCGAAAGAGGAUCUGGACAAGAUACCUGCACUUCAGGGCCUUGAAUUCCCGACACGUUCAGAAGUUGAGGCUUGAGGCUUCGUGAGCUCACAAUUUUUUUUUUUUUUUAAUCUCAUUCUGGGCUGUGUAACAUCGGCCCUGGAAAAUUGUGUUAUUUAUAAUCUUGAUCAGCAUGUGUAAAAUAUUUGGCCCAGUGGAUAUUAAUUUUACAGGGGUCAUCUAACAGGAGACUUUUUUUU
This is a messenger RNA of Corylus avellana, 1377 nucleotides long. Its product is annotated as DHHC-type zinc finger family protein. The record is from RefSeq and is a predicted model, not a curated record. Lineage: Eukaryota; Viridiplantae; Streptophyta; Magnoliopsida; Fagales; Betulaceae. Gene Ontology annotation, molecular function: palmitoyltransferase activity.